AUGGACAAAGAGGCCGGGACAUCGCUCCAGGACCGAAGCCUCUCCCGGGGCGAUGCUCGGGGCGGAGAGAGGGGCGGGAAGGACGCGGGUCCCUCCGCGGGUGGGGAGGGGAGGGCAGGCAGCGCUCCGCACCCUCCCCCACCUCAUUCAUUCGGAGACGGCGAGCGGGGAACCGGUCCCACAUCUCCGAUCCGGUCCUACAGCCACGAUCCGACCCCGCAGCUCCGAUCCGAUUCCACAGCCCCGAUCCGACCGCAAAGCCCAGAUCCGACCGCAAAGCCCCGGUCCGGCCCCACAGCCGCGGUCCGGUCCAGCCCUACAGAGAGGUCCGGCCCCACAGACCCCAUGCGGCCCCACAGCUGCGGUCCGGCCCCACAGGCCCAGUCGGGUCCCGCAGACCCAGUCCGGUACCGCAGACCUGGUCCAGCCCCUCAGCACCCCGGUCCAGCUCCACAGCCCCGAUCCAGUCCCACCGCCCUGGUACGGCUCGACCGACCCAAUCCAGCCCCACAGUCCCGGUUCGGCCCCACCGACCCGGACCGGCCCCACCACCCGGUCCGGCCACACACACCCGGUCCGGCGCCUCGGCCCCACGCUCACUCGCGGACCUCUCCGCACUCCCCCCGCCGCUGCCGCCGUCUCCUCCGCUGCCGGUACCGCCCGCCCGGUACCGCGCCCCGAGAGGUGCCGCGGCUGCAGGCUGAAGGACAUCCUGGGCCACACAUGGUAUCUUUUUUCUUUUUCCCUCUCUAUUUUGCUUCCUGUUCUACACCGCUCCUGUGGGACCCCCACCUUGAGUAG
Molecule: messenger RNA, 801 nt
Organism: Calypte anna (Anna's hummingbird)
Lineage: Eukaryota; Metazoa; Chordata; Aves; Apodiformes; Trochilidae
Product: vegetative cell wall protein gp1-like
Exons: 2
Coding region: 1-801 (266 amino acids)
Source: RefSeq, a predicted model, not a curated record